Molecule: messenger RNA, 1629 nt
Organism: Myxocyprinus asiaticus (Chinese sucker)
Lineage: Eukaryota; Metazoa; Chordata; Actinopteri; Cypriniformes; Catostomidae
Product: tapasin-related protein-like
Exons: 8
Coding region: 44-1345 (433 amino acids)
Source: RefSeq, a predicted model, not a curated record
GUGAAAGUAUGUUUGCUUUAUAUGGCUGUUUUAAAGAACUGGGAUGAUUGUCUUAAGGACGAUACACAUUAUGGAUUUGGUCUUUGUAGGUGUUAUCCUUACACUUUUAUGCUUAGGAGUUAGUGGAUCACACACAGCUCACUGGUUCCCCUGUGAGUUUGUAGAUGAGAAAGUUUAUGUAAAUAAGAAUAACCACACAGAGACUCAGUACAUCCACAAAGAGGCUGUGAUUCAGUUUGGUAAUGCCGGUGACAGUCCUUUAUACCCUGCCAUUACCUUUCUUGUCACAGCCUCUAAAGUGGAUAUGAGGCUUUAUGUGGACAGCGAGGAUGGCAAACUGUGCUGUGAGAUCCGUAGGUACAGCACUAAAAGCACUGUGAUGCGCUGGCCUGCAAUGGGAGCACAAGAUUAUGACAUCUGGUUCACUUGUACUCUGCGCAGUACUAAAGGAUUAUUCAACAUCACUACCUUCCUUAGACACACACCUGCGGCUCCCACCAAAGGAAGGCCAGACUAUCUACACUGGAUAACUAUUAAAGAAGGGGAACUUCUGACAACAUCAGCUGCAAUGGUUGUUUUGACUCGGACUCCCUCGGUUGAGGUGGGAUUCUUAAAGGAAACAACUUUGCACUGUCAGUUUGCAGUGGAUCAUAAACUGGCCAAUGUAUCUGUGGAGUGGACGUUACAGCGACACGGGGAGCGCAGCAAACUCUUUAGCUACUUCAGCCGCACAGGGAAGAGUGAAGGUAGCGGAGUGUCUGUCAAAGCCAUUGGCGCUGGAAAUGCCUCCUUCAAACUUCGACCCAUCAGAAAAAACAAUGAGGGCACAUACACCUGCUCUGUUCUCAUCCCACCUCUCCAUGGCAGCCACAAUAUUCCCCUUAGCCUAAGUGAAAAACCCCGUGUGUCUCUAAAUGUGGGCUCCUCCUUGGCUUUAACACUCGGUGAGGAUCAGAAGGUAGUUUGUGAUGCAGAGGGCUACUAUCCUCUGGAUGUGAACAUUGAGUGGUAUCGAGGACCAGCUGGAGGCAGCCUUACACCUGUGUUCCUGAAGAAUGUACUGCACUCCAGUCAUCAGCUUCAUCAAGAUGGCACAUACUCGCUCUCAGCCUUCUUCCUUCUGCAGCCUGGCCUUGAAGACUCUGGAUAUAAGUACACUUGCAGAGUAUCUCAUAAGUCCUUGCUCACUCCCAUCCGCAAGAGCUUCAUCCUCACAGUUACAGAACCUGACUCUACCAUGUGGUAUAUCAAAGUCUUUGGAUUUAUAAUUGUCAUGCUAGGAAUUCUUAAUUGGCUGCUGCCUCAGUACUUAGCAGGACGAAAAGCUGCAAAUAAGAGGUUCUGAAAGCUCAUACCUGAGGAUUUAAUGGACAGCGCCAGGGAAACCGACAACGCAUCCAUCCCUCUCCACUCGUCCCUACCGUCUCCUCCUGCUGCUACUGCUUUCUAAAAGAUCUGCACGUAUCCUCCUGCUGUUACUGCUUGAUCUCAUGGUUUAUGUUCUUGUUUACAGUAGCUGAUAACAAGGUACUAUCAUUUUUCAGUCUCCCUUGAAUUAAAGAAUUUAAAAGGGGCUUUUUAGAAUGUAACAUUUUUGCGUGUAGACACAUAUACAGUAAAUGAUGUCAA